Messenger RNA from Eufriesea mexicana, 1112 nucleotides. RefSeq names its product eukaryotic translation initiation factor 3 subunit h (gene eIF3h). NCBI's taxonomy places the organism in Eukaryota, Metazoa, Arthropoda, Insecta, Hymenoptera, Apidae. Bases 102 to 1112 code for a protein of 336 amino acids. The transcript is spliced from 2 exons. Gene Ontology annotation, molecular function: metallopeptidase activity; protein binding; translation initiation factor activity. Gene Ontology annotation, cellular component: cytoplasm; eukaryotic translation initiation factor 3 complex. The record is from RefSeq and is a predicted model, not a curated record.
GAGGCAUAAGGUCUUUUUUAAGUUAACCUAUACUAACCGGAAAGUGAUCAGGAGCAUAUGUUAAAAGGUUACGUUAAGUCGGAAUAAAUUUUUAAUUAGAAAUGAACUCAAGAACGCAGACUAGAAGAAUUCCGGAGGUGGAACCACGAAUAGAUUAUGUGCAAUGCGACGGAUUAGUAGUUAUGAAAAUGGUGAAGCAUUGUCACGAAGAAUCAAUGAGUAACAUGGAUGUUGCUCAAGGAGCUUUACUUGGUUUAGUUGUUCAAAAUCGCCUUGAAAUUACAAACUGCUUUCCUUUUCCUAAAAAUGACGAAAUUAUGGAUGAAGAAGAGUAUCAACUUGCUAUGAUGCGUCGUCUUCGCUGGGUGAAUGUUGAUCAUUUUCAUGUUGGAUGGUAUCAAAGUGCAGAUGUUGGCAAUUUUUUAAAUGUGUCUUUAUUAGAAUCACAAUAUCAUUAUCAAACUUCUAUUGAAGAAUCAGUAGUACUUAUAUAUGAUACAGCCAAGUCAGCAAGAGGUUUUUUGACUCUAAAAGCAUAUAGGCUUACUCCACAAGCUAUACAAAUGUACAAGGAAGGUGAAUUCACACCAGAAGCAUUGCGUACUUUAAAAAUUGGUUAUGAAAAUUUAUUCAUUGAAAUUCCAGUUGUAAUAAAAAAUAGUAACUUAACUAAUAUAAUGAUGUCUGAAUUAGAAGAAAUGAUUCCUGAGGAAGAAGGUACUAAAUAUUUAGAUCUUGGAACAGCUACAGUUUUGGAAAAUCAAUUACGAUGUUUAAUGGAUCGAGUAGAUGAAUUAAAUCAAGAAGCUAUGAAAUUCAAUAGGUAUCAACAGUUGGUUGUACGCCAACAGCUAGAAAAAAAUAGACUUAUAGCCAAAAGAGAACAAGAAAAUUCUGCUAGAUCUGCAAAGAAUGAGCCUCCAUUGCCAGAUGAUGAUAUUAACAAAUUGAUGAGACCAUUACCUGUUCCACCUAGAUUGAAUCCAAUGAUUGUUGCUGGACAGAUUAAUACAUACAGUGAACACAUUUCACAAUUCUGUGCUCAAAGUUUAGCAAAAUUAUAUAUUACCCAAAGUCUUCAAAAUGCCAAGGAGUCAAAAUCAUCACAUUAA